Messenger RNA from Prorocentrum cordatum, 1929 nucleotides. NCBI's taxonomy places the organism in Eukaryota, Dinophyceae, Prorocentrales, Prorocentraceae. The record is from the annotation of a GenBank genome assembly.
AUGGCACAGGGCAUCGUGACGCGGGGCAGCGCAGCAUCGGCGCCCUCGGACGCUGCGUCGCCGCUCGGCAACGCCGGUUUCGAGCUGAAUCAGCAACCUUUUGGUCCGCGCACUUGGAAGUGGCGCAGCGGGCCAGAGCCAACCUUCAGUGAUCCGUUCAUGGCAAGCCAUGGGCAGGCGCAACACAUCAAGGUGUGGACGUGCCGCGCCCAUGCGUGCCGCCACCAGAACUUCGGCUUCCGCUCGGAGUGCUGGCGGUGCGGCGGCAAGGCUCCCCAGCACAUCCUCAACCAGCAGCGCCGGCAACCCAAGGCUGGGCAAGUGCGGGCGCCGCAAGGUGAAUGGAGUCGGGGACCACCUCGGACCUCGGUCCACAACCCGCGGACCGCUCAGCAGCAGCCCAUGCAGGAGUGGCCCGACGAGGACAAGUUCACCAACGACCAGCUCUUGGCUCUCCUCGAGAAGCCAGGCGUGGCUAAGGAGUCUCGGGUCCUUGGUGAGGUGCGGAACUCCUUGGCCGAGGCCCAAGCUGCCGAGUCUGCCCCGGCCGACCUGUCGAAGAAGAGCCUGCAGGACCUCUUGCAGCGGCAGGCCGAGAAGGUCUUGCGCAAGGCGCGCGAGGACCACGACGCCGAGGUGGAGCAGCUCGCGCGGCACAGGGCCGCCCUCGCCGACAUCGACAAACACGUCAAGGCCGCCCAGGCCAAGACGGUGCUCCCCGCGGUCGCCGGCCCCGAGGCCGACCUCGACCCGAAGCUGGACCUUGAGCACCUUGUGUUCCUCAAGCAGGUCCUCGAAAGCGGGAGUAAGCGGUUCGGCUUCGAUAUCUCAGGCUUCAACGCGAUGGCCGACGCGAAGGAGGCGGAGGUGGUAGGGCUGCUGCUGGGGCCGCUGCUGCAGACGGCGCCCAGCCAGCAUCUGCUGGCGGAGCGCCUGCAGACGAUACCAUGGGAUUGGACGCCCAAGAUCCCGACCUCCAAGAGCAUCUCAAGACAGCAGGCGUGGACGUCUCCGACCCAUCAGCUGUCAAGCGACUUCUUGAUGGAAUCCAGUCGGUUGCCAAGAAACCCAAACGUGGGUAAUGAUUGUACUUCGUCUUUCACGGUUUGGUCUUUCAACUCCAGCACGUGGGCAUCGGCGCAAUCAAUGCUGGAGUGGGCACGGCAUGAUGCCGAGUUGCGUUUCCCAGAUGUACUUUGUCUACAGGAGCAUCGGCUCAAGGAGGCUGGCAAGGUCAACCAAGCUCACAAAUGGUCAUCGGACAGGGGGUUCUACCACAGCUUCCAUCUGGCAGAGUCCACUGGAGCGGGACUCACAGAGUCCAGCGGGGGAUGCGCGAUUUUGUCGAGAAUUACGGCUUCACCGUGCUCGCUUAUGACUUCUGCGACCUUUCCGGGGCAUCGGGUAUCCGCUAUGAUGUUGAACAUUGGCCUCAACGUCCCGUUCUACGUGAUAUCGGUGUACCUCACCACCAGCAUCGGGUUCAUGGGGGAGAACCUCGAUUUCCUGGAGUCCCUGAUGCAGCAUGUGGGGUCUUUGCAGGGCCCUUGGCUGAUAGCAGGCGAUUGGAACCUGACUCCGCCAGAGUUGGAUUCAUGGUCGAAGAAGGCGCAAGGACGAGCCCUCUGCUCGGGGGAGCCCACGUGCGGAAGCCGGGAGCUGGAUUUCGCAAUCUGCAGCAACGUGAUCGCCCCCUUCGUCGCGGAGGUGGCGAUGGUAGAGGCGGCGCCUUCGCGGACGCAUUGUCCUGUUGCCUUUCGUUUCCAAGGCUUGCACAGGCAGGCCAAGGUUCCUAGAGCGAUCUACCCGAAAAAGUUCCCCACGGAGAAACCGCUGCCAGUCCGGCCCGCCCCCGUGGAAUCGGAGCCACGGGAGUGGCCGUGGCAGAUCGGUACAGAGUUGCUUUCUGAGUUGGGGCCUGCUUGCGAG